AUAUUUUGGCCUUUCUUCGCAGGAAUAUGGCCGACAUUUUGAUAUUACUGUCAUGAAGAUUUUACAGUGACAAAAUUUUAUCUGUAGCUCUUCAUGCACGGUUUUAAGUUCCCAAAACGUUUUAUUUUUUAAUCGCCUAGACGUUGUUUUAGUGUAAGUUAUUUUAUAAUUGAAAAAUGGCGGCUGAUCGAGAGAUUGCUGCUGAAGACAGCAUUCGAGUCGUGUGCCGAUUUCGACCACUGAAUGACUCCGAGGAAAAAGCUGGUUCCAAAUUCAUCGUCAAGUUUCCAUCUGGACAGGAUGAUAAUUGCAUUUCAAUAGGGGGUAAAGUUUAUUUGUUUGACAAAGUCUUCAAACCUAAUGCCACCCAAGAAAAAGUAUACAAUGAGGCAGCCAAGAGCAUUGUCUCAGAUGUGUUGGCGGGAUACAACGGAACCAUAUUUGCCUAUGGACAGACCAGCUCUGGAAAGACACAUACCAUGGAAGGUGUCAUAGGUGAUCCAGGAAAACAGGGUAUAAUACCACGGAUAGUCAACGAUAUUUUCAAUCACAUCUAUGGUAUGGAAGAAAAUCUUGAGUUCCAUAUCAAAGUCUCAUAUUUUGAAAUUUACAUGGACAAGAUCAGAGACUUAUUAGAUGUGUCAAAAGUAAACCUUAGUGUACAUGAAGACAAAAACAGAGUUCCAUUUGUAAAAGGUGCUACGGAAAGGUUUGUCUCCAGCCCAGAGGAAGUGUUUGAAGUAAUUGAAGAGGGAAAGUCAAAUAGACAUAUAGCUGUCACAAACAUGAACGAGCACUCAUCUAGAUCUCACUCUGUCUUCCUCAUCAAUGUGAAACAAGAGAAUCUGGAAAAUCAAAAGAAACUUUCUGGGAAACUAUAUCUCGUAGAUUUGGCUGGUUCAGAAAAGGUAUCCAAAACUGGAGCUGAGGGUACAGUUCUGGACGAGGCCAAGAACAUCAAUAAAUCUCUGUCGGCCCUGGGUAAUGUGAUCUCGGCGCUAGCUGACGGCAACAAGUCGCACAUCCCUUACAGAGACUCGAAGCUCACGCGUAUCCUCCAGGAGUCGCUCGGAGGAAACGCGAGGACCACCAUCGUCAUCUGCUGCUCGCCCGCCUCAUUCAACGAGAGCGAAACCAAAAGCACGCUGGACUUCGGUAAAAGAGCCAAGACGGUCAAGAAUGUGGUCUGCGUGAACGAGGAGCUCACGGCCGAGGAGUGGAAGCGCCGAUACGAGAGAGAGAAGGAGAAGGUCGCCAGGCUCAAGGGCAAGGUUGAGAAGCUCGAGGCGGAGGUGAACCGCUGGCGCUCGGGCGAGACGGUGCGGCCCGAGGAGCAGGUGAACCUACUGGAGCUGGAGGCCGUCACGCCCGUCACCUCCUUCAUCGAGGAGAAGCCGCCGGUCCCGCCGGUGCCAGUGGCAGUAUCGAGCGCGGUGGAGGACGCGGCCAUGCAGGGCAAGCUGGAGGCGCUGUACCAGCAGCUGGACGACAAGGACGAGGAGAUCAACCAGCAGUCGCAGCUCGUAGAGAAGUUGAAGGACCAGAUGAUGGAGCAGGAGGAGCUUAUCGCUUGCACCAGACGCGACUACGAAGCUCUGCAAGGCGACAUGAACCGCAUCCAGCAAGAGAACGAGGCAGCUAAGGAGGAGGUGAAGGAGGUUCUGCAAGCGCUGGAGGAGCUCGCCGUCAACUACGACCAGAAGUCGCAGGAGGUGGACAGCAAGAGCCGCGAGUGCGACCAAAUGUCCGAGGACCUCACCGCUAAACAGACCGCCCUGGCCACCGCCACAGCUGAGCUUCAACAACUUCGCGACAUGUCGGCGCACCAACGCAAGCGUAUCGCCGAACUGCUCUCGAACCUUCUACGCGACUUGGCAGAGAUCGGCGCGGCCGUGGGAGGGUCGGAGCUGGACCUGAAGCUGAAUGUGGACACUGUCGGGAAGCUCGAGGAGGAGUUCACGGUGGCGCGCCUGCACAUCAGCAAGAUGAAGAGCGAGGUCAAGAACAUCGUGCAGCGCUGCCACUCGCUGGAGACCGCCAACAUUGACGCUAACCAGAAGAUCGAGGAAUACGAGCGGUCGCUGGGCGAGUGCCGGCUGCUGAUCUCGCAGCACGAGGCGCGCUGCGCGUCGCUGGCCGAGUCCAUGCGCGAGGCGGAGAACAAGAAGCGGCAGCUGGAGGAGGCGGCCGACGCGCUGCGUGAAGAGUGCGCCCGGCUACAGGCGGCGGAGCGCGUGCACGCGGCGGCGGCGGAGGAGCGCGCCGGGUCGGCGCUGCGCGGCGCGCUGGACGUGCAACUGGAGCAGCUGCGCGACACGCACGCCACGCAGCUGGCCGCGCUGCGCGACGAGCUCGCCGCCGUGCAGCGGCAGCACCAGGAGAUGAAGGACUCGUACCAGGAGCUGACGCUGGCGCGCCAGCAGCUGCAGGACGACUACGAGAAGCUGAAGCGCGAGGAGGCCGACAAGUCCGCCAAGCUGAAGGAGCUCAUACAAAGCGUGGAGCGGCGCGAGCAGGCGCGGGCCGACCUCAAGGGGCUGGAGGACACCGUCGCCAAGGAACUGCAGACCUUGCACAACCUGCGCAAGCUGUUCGUGCAAGACCUACAGGCAAGGAUAAAGAAGUCGGCCAACUCGGAGGACGGCGGCGAGGAGGAGGGCGGGUCGCUCGCGCAGAAGCAGAAGAUCUCGUUCCUGGAGAACAACCUGGAGCAGCUCACGAAGGUGCACAAGCAGCUGGUGCGCGACAACGCGGACCUGCGCUGCGAGCUGCCCAAGCUGGAGAAGCGGCUGCGGGCCACCAUGGAGCGGGUCAAGGCGCUCGAGACCGCACUCAAGGAAGCUAAAGAGGGUGCGAUGCGCGACCGCAAGCGGUAUCAGUUCGAGGUGGACCGGAUCAAGGAGGCGGUGCGCGCCAAGAACCUGGCGCGCCGCGGCCCACAGGCGCAGAUCGCAAAACCGAUUCGUGCCGGUGGCGGCCAUCUUGUAGGCGGGUCCCCGGGCGUGGUGCGACCCGCGCCGGCGCAGGACAUCAAGCGCAAAUCUAUCAUUGUCGGUGGACGAGAUGAAAGUUGAAGAGAUCACCAAACGACAUAGAGAAUUAUAAUGAAACUUCGUAGAUGUACCUAUCUUACAGCGAAACCUUUUGUGGGGAAUUAUAACCGAUUUAUAACUUCAUGUUUAUCUUAAAGCCUAAUAUAAGCUACAACAAUUAAAUACAUUAUUGUAGAAUUUCUUUAGGCUUAACUUUCAAGCUAAUAAUAACCUUAACAUCAAUAAGUGCACAUGGAUUAGGAAAUAGCUUUUCGCAACUUAAAAAUAGGUCAGGUUGUAGGUUUCAUGUAAAUUCACAAUCUAUAAUCAUUAGGUUAUGCAAAAGUAUUAUAAUUAUUACGAACAGGCCCAAAGCUUAUGGUCUUCGAUGUCGCUGUUUAAAAAAAGAAGAAUAUUUUUAUGAAAUGACAAAAAAGGAUUAAAUUUUAUUUUCCCAACUUAAGUGCUUACAUGCAUUCUGUGCUAAAAUAAAAUAUAUUUUUAAUAAUUAGAUCGUCAUUGAAAGAAAUGGGGGCGGUGUUGGAAGAGUGAAUAAGUUGAGUACAAAGUAAUACCGAGCCAGUUACCACUUACCGCGGGUCACUCCGCCCCCAUUCUCUUCCUAUGCCUUGACUUUUUCAUUUUAAAGAUGCAAUAUUACCUAAAGUUUAAGGUUACGCUGUGAAUUAUUUGCAGACAAGCAUCUGCUGCCGCACAAAAAAAAACUAAAAAAUAAUAAAAAAAUAUGCUGACGGCUUCAUGCCUUCGUAUUCCACGUGUGGUGGCAAAUGCAAACCAGUGUGCAUCUUUCGAUGUGUAGGUGUAGUUUAAGCUUCUUUAAUAUAUAUUUUUAUAUAUUGUGAUAAGCGUUGUUAUGCGAAUAUGUGAGCAUUUAAUUAGUUAAACGGAGCUUAGACCUUCCAUUACAGAAGGUGCUAUGAGUGAUAAUGUGUAUAACUCACUUCCGCCAUUCAGUGGUAGCUUCAGCUGUAUGCUAAAUUUAAUGCUGACAGCCGUUACAUGCUAUAAAAUAACACUAUGAAAGCACCUUGACAGCAUUGAAUUUAGUUUAGAGCGGCUCCUAGCACUGCCCGUCACUAGCAUUGGUUACCGCGUGUGUGUGUGUCUGGGCGACUUGCUGGCUCUAGCAAGUUCCACGCUCUCAGACUCGAUUCGAGCCACCGGAACUGCACUAAACUAAAUUAGUGGGCGAUUUUUGUACUCCCCCGAGCAUGAAAGUCGCUUUCAACUAAUAACAUUGGAUCUGGUUUCUAAAUACUAAUAUUUGUCAUGUAAAAAUACCAAUGCAUUUUUAACACAUUUUGGCCGAGAUUAAAGUUAUUGUGUGUUGUCAUGUGAUCACUCAUUGCAUCCCUGGCUUGACCCUGCGUUGCGCGAGCACCUUCACGUUUUGCUUGUGAGCUGUGAUGUUUGUUUAGUAUCCCAUUAUACCACUUCUCGUUUGUGAUUCUCGUGUAGCUAUGUCUCGAUUGUAAUUAGCUGUAAGUUACGAUCGCGGCACGUACAUUAACGAUUGUAAACGGACACAAAUGAUUCAGCAUCACAUAUUCGAUUAUCAUAGUUUGUUAUAGCCGGUUGUAUAAACCCUUGUAUUGAUUUAAAGUUCUCUAUUAGCUUCUAACCAAUUCAUCCGCUUUCAUGGUAGAUCUGUAACUUACAUUAGUACUUAUAAAUAUUACAAGAGUGUGCAGUGUGGACGUCGCCGGCCCCAGCACUGCAUUUUAUGAGGAGUUGUGGAACCAUGGCUAAAUAAGUUGUCAGGAAACCAAAGAUAAAUCACAAUUCAUAGAUUUAUUCCACAAAUAAAUAUACAUAAUUACACCCCCGUGUACCCAGAAUUGCAAGUUCCAAAACUCCUUAUUGUGUUGCAAUACAUUUAUAUCAUUUAGUAGGUGUAAAGUUAUAGUAAAUUAUUUCACUCUUAAGUUAGAUGAUCGAUUUAUAUUUUUAUUUAUUGUAUUUUCAUAAACCAAAAUUAUCUCUCGGUUCACUUUUGAAGUGUUGUACGCUUUUUUACAUACCUCUUUUUACAUUAUUUUACAAUCAUGAUCAAAUUGCAUAUAUUUUCUUUAAAAAUUUGGGAGAUUUUCACAGAGAUGCAAUAGUGCAGUAAAGCUGAUUGCGUCUUUGUUAAUCUUUAAGUUUAGAUUGUUUUGUUUUGUUAAAGUGUAGGUAAUACAAGAGGCUAUCCUCGGUUUCACUCGCCUGUUGUACAGAGAGCUCAAACUGAUGUCGCCGGCGCCAGGGCGGGCUGCCCGACAGGCUUGCCUUUGCACCAAGUGAUUUAGUUUGUAUUGACAUCUUUUGUAUGAUGUAUUUAAUAUAUGGGAAAUUCUCAAAAAGAGCGUUUUCUUGAUUUUUUUAUUUAUUACAAAAUAAAAUUAUGAAUUUAAUUUGCUA
Molecule: messenger RNA, 5453 nt
Organism: Plutella xylostella (diamondback moth)
Lineage: Eukaryota; Metazoa; Arthropoda; Insecta; Lepidoptera; Plutellidae
Gene: Khc
Product: kinesin heavy chain
Biological process (GO): microtubule-based movement
Molecular function (GO): microtubule motor activity; ATP binding; microtubule binding
Source: RefSeq, a predicted model, not a curated record